Messenger RNA from Rotaria sp. Silwood2, 660 nucleotides. Lineage: Eukaryota; Metazoa; Rotifera; Eurotatoria; Philodinida; Philodinidae. The record is from the annotation of a GenBank genome assembly.
AUGGAAAAAAAUGAAUAUGCACUCGAUUAUAUUCUUCAAGCAGAAUAUAAUCUUCUUCGAAAACAAUUUAUACCCGGCAUUAUUGUUAUUCCAUCUGGAAAAUCAAAUCUAAUAUGGAAUGGUGUUCACUUUAUUUCUCAAGGUCCUUAUGAAGGUGGUGUUUUUCGUUUUCUAAUUAUAAUACCAAAUACAUUUCCUGAUAACGAUAGCCCACAAGUACUUUUUACAUCAUCAGUAUAUCAUCCUCAAAUAAAUCAAAAUACAGGUGAACUUGAUAUAAAACGAUAUUUUCCUGUAUGGAAACGUAAUGGACAUCAUCUUUGGCAAGUUUUACGUUAUAUUCGACGUAUAUUUCAAAAAAUUGAAAUUACAAACGCGGUGAAUUCUGAUGCGGCUCAUCUAUAUGAACAUGAUCCAGGAGCAUUUCUUUUAAAAGUAUCUGAAUGUGUCAAUCAAUCAAAAGAUAAUCUUUAUAUUUCUGAUUCAACAACUGCUGAUGAUCCACAUGCUAUUGUAAAAUAUUUUCUCAUAUUGGUACGAAUCAAAAAGAGGAUAGCACUUCGUCAAGCUUUUGAUAAUAUUCAUGGUUUAUCAUGGAUGAAGCCAGGUGUUUAUCAAAUAUUAGCACGAGAAGAUACUUUACCAAGUCAUCAAAAUUAA